Molecule: messenger RNA, 2176 nt
Organism: Plectropomus leopardus (leopard coralgrouper)
Lineage: Eukaryota; Metazoa; Chordata; Actinopteri; Perciformes; Serranidae
Gene: tsen54
Product: TSEN54 tRNA splicing endonuclease subunit
Biological process (GO): tRNA-type intron splice site recognition and cleavage
Cellular component (GO): tRNA-intron endonuclease complex
Source: RefSeq, a predicted model, not a curated record
UAUUGUUCUCACUGUUGCUGGUUUUUGCAAGUAGCAGUUGUGUAAUUGUUUGUUGUGUUAGCAUAUUGUUUGCAUUAGUAGUAAAAGUAGUAGUAGUGGUAGAAUAGUUAUAGUAGCAUCACAAGUAGGCUGUAUAGCAGAAGCAUGGACUAGAGCCUAUGAGUAGAAGUAGUAACUGAAGCAUUUUUAACAGCAGUAGCAGUAGUCAUUGUACAAGUAUUGUUAUUAGAAAAACUAUUUUUUCAAUCCUGAAUAUCAACAUGUUGUUUUGUCUACCUGCCGUCCAGCUCACGCCACACAUUCAGCUCAUCGUAGUCUCCAGUCCUGUACGCAAACAGGAUGACCUCUUGCUCGCCACUGAGCUCUGUGGCCACACGCAUGCACAGAGUGAAAGCCGUCAGCCUCAGGGGCUUCAGAGGGACCAUCUCCACAUAACUGAAUCUGACGGGCAUCAGGACCCAGAGGAGGUCAGGGGGGAGCUGCCAAACAUGGCGGACCAAAACACGAAAGAAGACGAAUUGAAGUUCUACAGUGAGAUUUUAAGUCCAUCUGAACUGUUUGCAGCCCGGUCCAGGAGUCACAAGAUUCCAGUCAGAGGGCAGAAGGACUUCUUUCCCGAUGACUCAGACGAGCAAAGACAGCGGCUUGAGCAGAGUCUCAAUGAGCACUGGAGCCUCAUAUCAGAGGAGAGAGUGGAGAAGCUGGGAAACCUUGUGAAGGCCACAUGGAGUCCAAGCGAGCAGAUUGUGGAGCUUCAGUCUCCGGCUGGAAAGUUUUGGCAGACGAUGGGUUUUUCUGCCAACGGCAAGCAGUACCUCCUCCCUGAAGAGGCUCUCUACCUGAUGGAGUGUGGGAAUGUGCAGGUGUUUUACCGCGGCCUGCCGCUGUCCAUCCAGGACGGGUAUGAGAGAUUUCUGUCCUCGAGCACAGUGAGCCUCCAGCAGUAUCAGGUGUUUGGGCAUUUGAAGAGGCUUGGCUAUGUGGUGCACAGAUUUGAUCCCAGUUCGGAGCCAUCAUCCUAUGCGAGGCAGCUGAACCUGCCUCAGUCACGGGACAGAGCGGGACGACAACUGAAAAGGAAGCGCAGUGCCAGCCCCACGCCCUCCACCCCCACAAAAGCCAGUCACAGUGAAACCCAAGAAAAAUCCACAGCUGACAGAAUGGAGGUUAGCGAGUGUGGCCGUGAAAAUGAGGAGGAUAAAGAACUUCCUGAAUCACAGCUGACGAUGUCUCCGGAGACCUCAGGGACUCAGCCUGCCACUGUGAGCUCAGCGGACAGCGGCGGGGGCAGGACCUGGUGGAUGACAGAUGAUCUUAGGGACCGAUCUGAUCACCAGCCGGCCUCUGGUACUGCACGCUGGGACUUCAGCUCCAUCGCUUUCCCUGACCUGGGAUCCAGGGAGCAGCUCUCCACCUGCCUGGCCUCUCCUGACCCCUCUUUGCUCCCGGGGUCUCUGGCCGUGGGAGUCUGUGACCUCGCCCACUGGAGCCAAAGAAUAAACCUGAGGAAGGUGAAGAUGUCCCCAAAGGAGCAGAACAGGGAAGAGGACAGGCGGAGGAGCCGCCGGGAUGUCAAUAAAGACAGAGAGGUUCAGCAGUGCAGAAACUGGGUGGAAUAUCGGGCGCUCCUGGCGAGGCAGCAGAGGAAGCGUGAAGGCCGACUAGCACACUUGUGGGACAGAGAAGUCACUCCUUUACACGACCCAAGACAGCCAGUCUCCCACGAGGAGCUGCUGGAAAAAAUCAGUGUGAUAAAAUCUACAAAUUUGCUCGAGGGAGCAUCCAGGUUAAAAGGCUCAGAUGAAUGGAGGAUUUGUUUCAAUGUUUACCAACCUGAUACGGUGGCAGACUUCAAGAAGAGCAAACCGGGGAAGCCGUACUCCCGGAUGUGUGUGUGCAGUUUCGACGGCCCCGUGCCAGACCUGCGAGCUAUCAAGUCGCUAACCUUCCAGAGUGGAGACAUCCCAGUGGUCUUUGCUGUGGUGGACUACGGAGACAUCUCCUUCUACACCUUCAAAGACUUCCAGCUGCCCACUGAUGUGUACCCCUGACACCUCCCUGCUCUUAAACUUCACCGUACAACACGUAUUCAGGACUUUACAAUGAAUCUGCAUGUGUCAGGUUUAGCUGGACAUACAAAAAUAAAAAUAUGAAAUCAAUCUUUGAUGACAUAGAU